ACGUUUUGUGGUCUUCCUCGAGCUUUGCUUAUUACCCUACUGCUCACUCGAUUGUUCUAGGUCUAUGCGGAUGGCUCUAAACCUAGCAUAGCUAAUAACACAAUAAAAAGUUAUAUAAUGCAAAUUAGAUAGCCUUGAUAGUUAAAACACAGUUAGAGUAUAAGGUAAUCAGACUACAUUGUUCGAACUUCCCGGGAGUGGCACUUCGACGGAACGCGUGAGAUAUUUUGGAGAGCAUUAUAGACUAGGAGACACUUGCAAAAGGAGACUUCUGACGAACAGGUAUUAGAUUCGUUUCGUCUUGAGAGCUCCUUGUCCCCUAUGGCGUACGCUGCAUAUUGGAUGAGCCUCCAGAAAACCACUGUUGGAGAUCAGCAAGGUGGCGGACCUACAACUCAUCCUACCUCAGCAGCGGCUAAGUCGCAACCCAAACAUGCCCCACCAGCCCCGGCGGCACAGGUCUCCUCCAUGAAACCAGCUCAGUUUGAGAAGACAACUGUUACAUCUGCAGCAUCUACCAUGGCUACAAAGCCAGGAGUAACCAUGACAAUGGGCAGUACCACAGGAAGUGAUGUCAAAGUAGCUACCUCUGCAGGGGUGACACAGAAAGGGACUGCAAUAGUCAAACCGGAGACUUCAUUUGUCUCUCCUAACACCGGGGUAGCAGGUGCUACAAUUAUUGAUAUGACCGGAGGCAGUCCUAAAGAAAUCCUCAAGACUACACCUGUCUCUCAGGCCAAAGCUCCCACCACCUCGGCUGGAACAGCCAGCUCAGCAGGAGCGGCCACAACCGUGAAAGCUGAAACAACCAAGCCAAAGCCUACUGACUCUCCAAAACAGACGGUCAAGAGUGUACCAGACCCGGCGAAAAAAGUUGACUCGGCUAAAAUUGAUCCGGCUAAAGUGUCAAAGCCCGCUGCAGCUGCCAGUGUGGAUGGAAGUGCCUCUGUGAAGGGGAAAACAGAUGUGAAAACAACUAAGGUACAAGUAGAAGUUGGGCCCCCAGGAACCAAGGCAUCCAAAGAGGCACCUGAAGUGGACCCUUUUGAUGCCUUGGCUGCCAUUUUGCCAUCAGUAGACUCUGUCUCCCAACCAGACCCACCCAAAUAUACUGGUCCUGAGGUCAAAGAGCAUGGCUUGACAGCAGAAGAUGCCAUGUUGUGUGGGGUCCGAGAAGACACUCUACCGCCUGAAUACAGAUUUGAAAACAGGGGCCCAGCUGUCAAACCAGAUGUUGUGAAAAAGGACAUCCCGAAACCCAUGGGCACAGACGAGGCUUUGGAUUCCCUUUCUGCCGGGUUCAUGACCUCAACUUCCCCGAGUCAGAAGAAAGGAGAAAAAAUGGAGAGUGUGGGUGCCAUUAAUGCCUCAACUGCUGGCAUCUCCAACUUUGCUCCACCACCCCCUUCCAAGAAACCUGAAGAGUCAAAGACUGCCCCUGCUACAAAGUCUGCUGUUCUCCCUGCUGACAAGAAAGCCAAAGUUGAGAAGAAACCUGAAGAGUCAAAGACUGCACCUGCUACAAAGUCUGCUGUUCCUCCCGCUGACAAGAAAGCCAAACUUGAAAAGGAUGACUCCAUGUCCCUGGAUGCCCUCAGUGCUCUUGGCGACACCCUGGCUGCUGCAGAACCAGCACCUGAACCUCCCAAGCUCAGACCCGAGGAUAUGGUCUCGGAGGGCAAGUUGAAGAAAGAGAAGGGUGUGCGCGUGGGUGAACGCGAUGACACGCUUCCGCCUGAGUACAGGUUCAAAGACGACAAACACAAAGACCUUCCUGCACCCAAGCCUGAACCCUCCAUGGACUCUGGUGAGGCUCUGGAUAUCUUAUCUGGAGACUUCAUGACAUCGUCUGUUGCGCCAGUUGCACCCCAAGCUCCUCCCAAACAGCCUAAGGCAGAUGUUGUUGCACCAACUAAAGCUUCCACAGUCCAGGCCCCUGUUGUUCCUCCUGUACAUUCUCCAGAGAUAGCCAUUUGUCCUCCAUGUGUGCCACAACCUCUUGACAGGAUCCCUAACCCUAUUCCAACUGUGUGCCCCCCAAAGCCUCAACUUGAGAAGGAUGAUUCCAUGUCCCUGGAUGCCCUCAGUGCUCUUGGCGACACCCUGGCUGCUCCAGAACCAGCACCUGAACCUCCCAAGCUCAGACCCGAGGAUGUGGUCUCGGAAGAUAAACUGGCCUCUGAGAAGGGUGUGCGUGUGGGUGAGCGUGAGGACACGCUUCCGCCUGAGUACAGGUUCAGAGACGACAAACACAAAGACCUUCCUGCACUCAAGCCUGAGCCAUCCAUGGACUCUGGCGAGGCUCUGGACUUCUUGUCAGGAGACUUCAUGUCCCCCUCUGCUGCUCCUGUGGUCCAGGCUUCCAUCCCCGCUGCUGCUCCUCCUGCAUACACUGAUGACUUUGCCCUGGACGCUCUGGCUGGAGACUUUGCCCUGGACGCUCUGGCUGGAGAAUUUGUUGCUCCCGCUGUGGCUCCUGCGGUCCAGUCAGCUGCUGACCGCCAGCUCUCCACAGGAACGGCAGACGCCUUGGACUCUUUGUCAGACACCUUGAUAGAUGCCACCCCUGUCCCUGAGCCCGCUCCCAUCCCAGCCAAAGACAUCAUCAAGGAGAAGGAGGUUGCAGAAGAGAAACUCAUCAAGAUGGGGGAGAGAGACGACAGCCUUCCUCCUGAGUACCGGCAAACAAAGGAAGACCUGAAGGCAAAGGUCAAAUCCAAGGCCAAAGCAGAUGUCAAACCUAAACAGAAAUCUAUGGAUGAAGCUGAUGCCCUUGAGGUGCUGUCUGGUGACUUCUCUGCCUCUGUCACCCCUGCUGCCUCUGUGGGGGUCUCAACAGUGCUGGUGCCACCCUCUCUGCACCCAGAAAAUUUGCAGGCUGUGUCCGGCCCUGUGUUGGACUCUCUGGCUGACACUUUGCUUCCAGAUGUUCCAGAGUUCAAACCAAAAGGAGAAAAGCCAAAGGGCAAGAGCAAGUCAAGGUCAAAAUCCAAAAAAAAUCAAGCAGAGGAGCCUUCAGCCUUCGACACCCUGUCUGGAGAAAUGAGCUCAGACGUAGUGCCUACAUCCAUGAGGAAGGGUGGCAAGAGCUAGACAUUUGGAUUCCCGGUGCAAUACAUCUCCCCUGCAACACAGAGGUGCCAUUUGUGGGAGUAACUCUAAAUAAGGAUUCUAUUUUUUCUAAAUGAUGGAAAAUGUAUACUGGAUGAACGACAACAUAAACACACACACACUGUGUGCAAUGCCUUGACUGCUUGGUGUGGUUUGACUGAGGAGUGUUGGUUUCUUGUCCUUGAGAAGUAGAAAGAAUAGCAUGUAACUAAGAAAGAAGGAUUAAAGAAAAAUAUAUAUUUAAGAAAAAGAAAAAACAAUUUUUACUUGGAGAAAUAUCCCCCGGACACAUGCCAUUGUCCUAGCUAACAGUUGACAUUUCCACCACAUCGCAUGCUGUUGCUACUACACAGUAUUAAAGUUGAUGUUGCUGCAACGUUGGGGUAAUAGUGAUUGUGAGCAGGUGCGGGAGCAGUAGAUUGUCUGGUCCGCAGUAUAAGGAUGUGGGUGCAAUCUUGUAUACAGAAAGAAAGUGGAGUUUUUUUUCUUCUAUAAUGUGGCAAGCCACCAUACAGACACUAGAGCACAGCAUAGUCUGCUUAGUUUGAUGAUCUUAGUUUACAAUACUGAACAUGUAAAAGGACUUACAGGAUGUGGUCUGCCUAAUGCAGCUGAGAGAUACUGGUGACAAUUUAUUGUACUUUCUGUUAAGCAAUAUCUAUAAAACAAGGGUAUUUCAUGUACACAUGGCCUUGUAGAUGCAAAUAGUGGUUUCUGAAAGUACACUUACAAGUGUACUGGAAUGGUUGCUACCUCUGUAAACUGCCUUAAUUUGUAAAGGAAUGUACUACUGUAAAAUGUACACAGUCACAAUACCUAUCACUACUAGUCAGAACUUCAAAAGGCAAAGUGGAUAUUUGCCACUUUUCUUGUCAACAUUAUUUGUUCGGGUUUAGGUAUAGCUUACAUAUCUCAAAAUAAUAAUAUUUGGGUUAGGGUUUUAUUGCAAAUUUGAAAUGUAUAAUUAUGUGUUUCAUGCAUUCAGUCAUCAGGGGUCUAAGUGACCAACUUGUUCAACAAAGUAGACAACAGAGAGCCCUAAACAUUUUACCACAAAAUGAUGAAAAGCUAAAAUAAUUCUGUAAGUUAACACUACACAUUCAAAAUUGGGUCAUUUGGUAAAAGUGGUGUAGCCUAAUGUAAAAUGUACAAAUAUUAUAGUUAAAGGGAAAUAUUUGACAGUCGUUUAUCACAAGUCUAAAUUACUUACUUCUCCUAGUGUGAGGCUUGGUGGUUUUUCAGUGUUCAAAACUCUAGAAAUGUGCUUCCUCUUCUGACAGUUGUGUGAUUUUGAAUGGGUGUUUCAGAUGUCUUAGCAAAAAGUUAUUUUCAAGGUUUUAUCUUUGCCUGCAGUGGCCUUGGACACUUGCGCACUUAGGUGUAAUAAUUGAUGGGAAUGAGGAACGUACAAGUAAAUGGAUUUCAAGUGUUGUAAAAAUGCAAAUAAAAAGCUAUGUAGUUGUACA
This is a messenger RNA of Hypomesus transpacificus, 4577 nucleotides long. It is a transcript of the gene cast, whose product is annotated as calpastatin. Bases 322 to 3093 code for a protein of 923 amino acids. NCBI's taxonomy places the organism in Eukaryota, Metazoa, Chordata, Actinopteri, Osmeriformes, Osmeridae. The transcript is spliced from 31 exons. Gene Ontology annotation, molecular function: calcium-dependent cysteine-type endopeptidase inhibitor activity. The record is from RefSeq and is a predicted model, not a curated record. Gene Ontology annotation, cellular component: cytoplasm.